GCCCCCCUGCUCCCUCGGGCCGCUCCCGCUGGUGAUGGGCUCCCCCGAAAGCGAGCAGGUGGACUUCGACGAAGCGUCCCGGCUCCGUUCGCUCUUCCUGGCCUGUGACGUGAACGGCUCCGGCCGGAUCGAGCGCGACGACUUCGGCUCGCUGUGCGCCGAGUUGCGGGUCCGGCCGGCCGAGGCAGAAGCGAUCUUCCAACGCCUGGACACCGACCGCGACGGCGCCAUCACCUUCCACGAGUUCGCCCGCGGCUUCCGCGGCGCCACUCAGCGGCGGAGGCGGCAGCCGCAUCCGCAAUCGCAGCAGCGGCGGCGGCGGGGCAACCGCGGGGAGUCUUCGGAGGAGGAAGAGGAGGUGGACGGGACGGGGGAUCCCGUCGAUGGCUUGGCCGAGGCUGCGGCGAUGGGAGCCUGCCAGGCUUGGCGGGAAUUCGAGCUCCGACUCGGGGAGGAGGCUGGCUACAUCCCCAGGCAGGAACAAGUAAGUGUUCUGUAUCAGAACAUCAAUAUAGUGGAGCCACGAUUAAUUCAACCUUAUGAACAUGUCAUUAAGAACUUUAUUCGAGAGAUCAAGCUUCAGAGUACAGAAAUGGAAAACUUAGCCAUAGCUGUAAAAAGAGCACAGGAUAAAGCGGCAAUCCAGCUUGGGGAGCUAGAAGAGGAGAUGGACCAGCGGAUACAAGCAGCAGAGCACAGAAUACAGAAGGAGGAGAAGCGGAAAGCAGAGGAAGCUCUGAAUGAUCUCAAGCGUCAGUAUGAAGCUGAAGUUGGUGAUCUCCAGGUGACAAUAAAGAAACUCAAAAUGCUUGAAGAACAAUCUAGAAACAUUAGUCACAAAGAAGAUUUGACAGCACUGAAGACCAGGAUCCAUGAUCUGACCUUGGAAAACCAGAAACUUAAAAAAGAUCUUAUGGAAGCACAGACAAAUAUAGCUUACCUUCAGAGUGAACUGGAUACCUUGAAAAGUGAUAUUGCAGAUCAGAGUCUGAACUCAGAAAGAGACCUAGACAUGAUCAGAGGCUACACUGAAGACAGAGAUAGUCUGGAAAGGCAGAUUGAGAUAUUACAGUUGGCUAACAGGAAACUUCACGACAGCAACGAUGGCUUAAGAAGUGCAUUAGAGAAUAGCUGGAGUGUAUACAACAGAUCACUGCGGCUAACAAACAUUUCCCCAGGGAACACGCUAUGCCGAAGCAGUCCCAAGAGUGGUGGUGGUCAGUCUCCUCAAAAUCCCCAGUAUGACAGGUCAUCUCACUCAUCAUAUGUGGAUGAGGACUAUGAUUCUCUGGCGCUUUGUGAUCCGAUGCAGAGGAUAAAUGGGGAGGUUGACAGCCUGCCCGAAAGCUGCUUUGACAGUGGCAUGUCUACCUUGAGAGACUCGAAUGAAUAUGAUUCAGAAGUGGAAUCCAAGCAUCAAAGGAUUUCUCAAAGGUCACAGUGUCCGCAGGAAAGCUUUCCAGGCGAUGCUUCUGACACAGAUGUGCCCGAUAUCCGAGAUGAAGAAGUCUACACUCCUGACGAAGCCAGGAGUGUCUUGGAUUGGAAACCCGCCCAGCCAGUCAGUCGAAGUAAUUCUGGAGCAUCCACAAGGAAGUGCAUCCCUGUCAUCUCUCCACAGUCGGACUCCGCAGACUGCAGCUCCAGAUACCCAAGCUCAGAGAAGGCUUACAAAAUAGUUCUUGCCGGGGAUGCAGCAGUUGGAAAAUCUAGCUUCCUUAUGAGGCUUUGCAAAAAUGAGUUUCGUGGGAACACCAGUGCAACUCUAGGGGUUGACUUCCAAAUGAAGAGGCUCAUUGUUGAUGGGGAGCCGACGGUGCUCCAGCUUUGGGACACAGCAGGACAAGAAAGGUUCCGAAGUAUUGCUAAAUCCUACUUUAGAAGAGCAGACGGGGUGCUUCUCUUAUAUGACGUUACCUGUGAGAAGAGUUUCCUGAAUGUCCGGGAAUGGGUAGAUAUGAUUGCAGAUGCAACACACGAACAUAUCCCAAUCAUGAUGGUGGGGAACAAAGUGGAUCUCCGCCCAGUGGUUUCUGAGCAAGGACAGAAAUGUGUCCCCAUCAGCUAUGGAGAAAAGCUGGCCAUGGCCUAUAGUGCACUAUUCUGUGAAACAAGUGCAAAAGAUGGCUCGAACAUUGUGGAAGCGGUACUUCAUCUUGCUCGAGAAGUGAGAAAAAGAAGUGACAGCAAAGAUGAUGACAAGUCAGUAACUAACCUGGCUGGGACAACACUGAAAAAAUCCACGCUCACCAAAAACUGCUGCAGUGUUUAGAAAAUCAACUCCUCCUUGGCCCCAAAGAAACAGACUUCUGAGGCGGAGGAAAACGAAACAAUGAAAGAUUUAGGCAUUGGUUGCACAGAGCUAUUGGUGAAUGGAAGGAUGGAAACAUUAUUCUUCGGGUCCCCCAUGAAAGAUCCUCAGUAGCUUCGGUCACUUUGCAACGAAACCAAGCAGAGAGUUCGUGAUCCUUGGUCCAGCACCAGGGCUGGUCAUUCCUGCGUGUUCGUUCUUGAACAUAGGUCCAUCUGCGUUACCACCUGUGCCUUUCUAAGCCAACUUGCCUGAUAGUCAUCGAUUGACUGUAUUCACAUAAAUACUCUGCUUUGUAACGUGGGAAGUCCAUGGCCGAUUUUCUGGCUUACAUCAUGGAAGGGAUGUGCUGCUGCUGAAGAUAUUUUAUCUGCAAUCUAAAACUUGUGCCAUUUGUGUUGAGAGAUUCCAGUACUCUGAACCUUAUCAUGCUAUGCUGUGUCAAGACUGCAAGAAACACAGUGGCAGGUUUGAUUUUGGGACUGAACCUGAAUCAGAAAGGCGCUAUGGAUAUGGAUGUGAUUUUCAAGAACACUUCUGCCCCUUCAAUGGACAGAAUAAUUUAGGAUCUUUGGGAUGAGUUCAGCAACACAGAGGGCCUUUUUCUUUUUCAAACCCUAACUAUUAGCACAGGAGAUAAAUGAGAUAAGGCCUAGUUGUUGAUAAGCUGAUAAGCCUGUGUAUGGACCAUACCAGUUCACGUUACAAAUUUGAACACUCCUCAUUGGGCGAAAAAGAUUCCUGCAUAAAGAAAAUCAGCAUUCUUGAAAGAAGGGUAGUCUGGGGAAAAGGUUCUAUACAUCUUGCGCUAUACAUGGAAAAAUUGCUAGUACUGGAGCAUGUUCAUUGUGUGAAUCCCCACCUCCUGUAUGGCCCAGACACAGGUUUGCCACCUCACUGCAAACCAGGGCUAAGCAAGUGAGCCUCUAGCUGGAAGACGUUCACCUUUCUCACCACUGAAUGCUCUCAUAAAUAAUUUAAUACAUAGUAUGUAGGUAUGUACAUUGGCUUUCCUUAAUCUCAGGGCUGGGGAAGGGCAAAUCCUACUUGAAAAGCAGUGUACAGGGGAAGGAAACUAAUUUCGUCCCACCCUAGUGUUAAUGAAACAAAAUUCCUUGCUGCAGUGCUUAGUUCACCCUUCCCCAGCCUGCUACACACUUAGAUUUGUGGACUACAACUCCCAUCAGCAUGCUCAGUGGUUGGGGAUGAUGGAUGCAAUGGUUCAAAAACUUAGGAAGGGUUGGGAAAGGAUGAUUUAAGGCAAAGCCCCCACUGGUGUUAAUAUGAACUCUUGGAGCAUCAUAGUUGUAUGUGAUGGGUGGGAAGAAGAUACUCCCCUCCCCACACAUGUAAGUUUUGCUCCUCUCCUUCCUGAAACUACGGGAAACAUGCUCCACUGUUGCUUGCUGUAUAUCAAUUUUGGCACUCUGUGGGCAAAAUAUGGGAAAGAUUUUGAGAGGCUACCUAUUUCUGCUUCCCACAAAUUGAUUUAGAUCAGUGGCCUUCAAAAGCUAAGUUCUAAAGUGAGCCUGUACUUUGCUCGCACAAACAGUCAAUGAAUCCUUCUGAAUUUCAUUUGGAAAGGCCUGAGGCUCAACAAAGCAAAGGCACAGGAAGAUGGCAAGAGGGAAACAAAGCCUCUGUAAAAUAAGUACAACAAUAGAGUUAACCAUGACUGACAAAUCAACAUCAGGAGAGCUGACUGACCUUUGGUUUAUGAAAAGGAUAUUCCACCAUUUCAUCUUCAUCAAGAUGAAAGAAAAGGGAGAGGAGGACCCAAGUAAGAUCCACUUUCAGCCUGGCUGCUUCAUUGAGCUUUCUUUGGGCAAGCCUGCCAGUUACUUGGAAAGCGAGGCCUGAAGCAUUUCUUUUAUCUCUGUUGCAAUGUAGGCUCUGCCGGCUAUGCUGGUGUGAGAGAUUCUGGAGUCACAGAAGCAUGCAAUUAAAAUCCCUGUGGAAUGUAGGUGCUGCAAUUUGGGCAGCAUGCACUUUAGUUAGAAUUGCAUUAUUAUACCAAUCUUGUCUUGACAUGGAAAAAGGAAAUCCGAAUUAUCCAAUUCCUGGAAAGUUGAUGAACAUCAUCAGGGACAAAUGUCUUCUGGUCAGACUGAGAGACUUGGGCUCUUGUAUAUCUAUGUUUUAAAUGUUUUAUGGCAUUUAUAGAUGUCCCCAUAACUAAUUUAUAAAACUAGUCUAUUUUUAUAGAAGUAUAGAUUUUAUUUUUGCCUUUCUGUGCUCAGCUUUUUUAAUGUUUUGAAGAGGGGAAAAUGUUUGUAGUUGAAACAUUCAUUAGCUGUUCACUUUUGUGCAUUCCUUUGUCCAACAUAUUGGCAACCUAGAAAAGAAAUCCAAAAUUUGCAGGUCACAAAGAGGAUUCUUUCAUCACUCAUGUGCAUGUGGCAUUGUUUUAACUUAAUGGCUUGUCUGGCAUGAGAAAUCCUCUUUGCAGCUGUAUUUUCUGGUCAUUUUUUGACUGAGUUAAGAUCUCUUGCUGAUCAAAUGUAUUCUUUGGUUGCAAGCUUAGCAUACUUUGAAGACCACUAGUUACCUGGUCCUAAAUAUGCUGGACUGAUUUGGACAUAAUGCUAAACAAUAGUUAGCAGUAUGUAAGUGAGUCUUGGGCUUGUAUGGUUCGUUUUACCUUUUGCCCUUUGCUGUGACCAAUUAUGUGUGAAGUCAGAAUAACUCUGGUUAUUUUAAACAGGAAGUAAGUAAUCUGGUGUUUCCAGGUGCUGGUACUGCAGCUCCCAUAAUCCUUGGCCAUUGGCCAUGCUAGCUGGAGUUGAGGGGGCUUGUAAUCCCAAACAUUUGAAAGGCACAAGCUUUUCUCCCUCAGGUUUAAACUGCAGCUGGCGAAUAAGCUAGAAUCAUAAGCCACAAUUUGAACUUGGGUUCUAACCAGUGUUCCCUCAAGUUUGAAUGUAACGGGGGAACUUGGUUAUUUUGAAAAUGCGAAAGCUUCCUUAAUGUCAUGCGAUUGCAUCAGAAGGUCCCACAAGACCUGCUUUGUCAGCAAAUUGGUACAGUUUAUGCAACACAGCAGAUCUUUCAAGGAGGAUGCAUCAAUGACAAGUGUUUAAAGUUGGGUGUAUUGAAAAUGAAAGUUUUUGUAACUAAGCCAGCUACAUGGGACAAGUAAGCCAAUGAGAAUUCUUGUAGCUUGUUCUUUAUUUUAAUAUAUGCAUGCAUGUUGAAUGAGAAUCAUUUAAGCUUCUAUCCCAAGUUUUAAUGGCUUGGUUUUAAAAAAAAUCAGUACCAGUAGCUGAAAUCUGGAGGAGUCCAUGGUUCCAUGUUCCAGGUCUUGGGUGCAGAUAAAAGGAAAAUAUAUUUAUCUUUAGAAAACAAAGAAACCCAAGACUAAAAUACUGAAGGAGUUCAUGAAACACACAUGCAAGAUCAUUGUUGGCAGAAUCGCUGAAUGGUAUAUCUGGAUAGGGUAUGCUUUGGAGCCUCACUGCAUCAGGGCUAAUUUAAGUCUGGAGUUUGACAUUACUUUAAAAAUUCUCACAUUACCAAGGCACUUCUGUGUAAAAUGUCAAAAGCAACUGUAACUACUGACUUGAUUAUCCCACCGAGAACAAACAGUCUAAAACCAGCAUAAUUGCACUUUUUAUAGCUUUAGUCUCUUUUAAAAUCACUGACCCUCAGCAAGAGAUCUUUUGUUUGCACGGGAAUUCUGAGGCACACCUGGAACUACUCAGCUUUCAAGAGCUCAUUGCCCAUUCAUUUCAAUGGAAAGAACAUGUUUGCUGCAAAGUCCAGUGCAUGUAGUCAUCUUGAUACAUACUCUGGUGUAAUAUGGUGUGUCCAUUUACAGCACCUUGGAUGUACCGGAGCACAGUGUUGGAGUCUGGAUUGGGACUAAUUCAGUUCCAACACUGUAUCCUUUAAGUGAUGUUAAGUCCCAAAUGCAUUUAUGCCAGUAUUGAGUAAUCACAAUAGAGCUAGGCUAAAUUUGUAGAACAAGAUUCUCUGUUGAUUUUUCAAGGACUUCAGUUGUAGCCUUAACUGCAAAAGUAGUCAUUUUAAUUUAUUUUAGUUGUCAUAUAACCUUAUACAUGUAUAUUUAUUGCCAAAGGAAAAUCUUUAUAAGUGUUCGUUUCUGAUAAAUUCUGUACAUAAGAUUUAUUUUUAUGCAUUUAGCAGUCACGUGUACUGUUGUUUCUUUCAUAUUGCCUUGCCUGUUCAAAAUGUUAAAAUAUAUCUGGUGGCUGGUGUUCUUUUUAAGGCAGCAAUUUGCUUUCUCCUCUUAAAUAUUUGAUCUAGUAAGUGCAUUGGUAUGUAAUAUGUGCUAACAGGUUGUGUGCUGAAAAAUGCUGCAUUAAAAUUUCUUAGAAUAAAAAUGAUAUU
Messenger RNA from Varanus komodoensis (Komodo dragon), 6661 nucleotides. RefSeq names its product RAS and EF-hand domain containing (gene RASEF). NCBI's taxonomy places the organism in Eukaryota, Metazoa, Chordata, Lepidosauria, Squamata, Varanidae. The record is from RefSeq and is a predicted model, not a curated record. Bases 35 to 2272 code for a protein of 745 amino acids. The transcript is spliced from 17 exons. Gene Ontology annotation, molecular function: calcium ion binding; GTPase activity; GTP binding.